AACACAUCCUCUGCCUCAACUCCCGGACGCGACCGGUACCGACUAUCGCAAAAAUGAGCUACUAUCCUGCUCCCCCACCGGGCUAUAUGCCUUUCAACCCCUCUCCAAUGUCGCCUGCCGGAGGAGGCUACUAUUCAGCGCGCCAUGGACCUCAGAUGCCGACGCCAUCCCCCCACAGCUCGCCCAACGCCAGGCCUCACCACAGCCGCCGCGCAUCGACCGCAGUGCCUCCUUCUUCUGGGUAUGGCUACCCAUCUCCUCGUGGGCCCAUGCCCGAGUAUAGCUCUCCUCGCUACUACCCGACGCCACGGCGCACGCCCGAAUAUGUAAGUGGUGAUUUUGGUUAUAUUUGGGCAGGCCGGCCACGCCGCGACACCGACGCUCCGCCUCUCAAGCGCUCCCAUCGCGAGAGGAAGCGUCGGCCGUCUCAGUCGGCUCGCUUCGUGCACACCAAGGUCGUCUACGACGAUUACGAUUACGAUGACGUCUAUGACAACGGCUUCGACCGCGUCCACGACCAUCCUCCGCCGCCGUACGAACCGUACGAACGCUACGAGAAUCACCGGAAUGCUGAUCAGUAUUACUAUGAUCAGGUUCCCAUCUAUGAGCCAGAGCAGAAGCCCAGUCGUCCAAGACGUGCAUCUCAAUCUCAAUCUCACACCCCACGAGCUCAGCCGCAGUUCUCAUCCAAGCGCCCCACGACUUCUAGCAAGGCAGCUCCAAAAGCCACCGAAGAGGAUGCCCGUCGUGCCGGGAUUCCUGCCGGCUACUCGAUCAAGAACUGGGAUCCCACCGAAGAGCCUAUCAUGCUUCUCGGUAGCGUUUUCGAUGCCAACUCCCUCGGUAAAUGGAUCUACGACUGGACCGUCUUCGCCUUCGGAUCGGCCACGCCAAUGGCCGAAAUGGCGGGCGAGCUCUGGCUUCUCUUGAUCCAACUCGCUGCCAAGGUCAAGAGAGCCGAGGAAAUCAUGUCCAAGAUCCGCAAGCAGGAGAGUCGCGACAUGGUUGAAGACUUCCUGGAGAGCGGGGAGCGUUUGUGGAUCCGUAACGCCAAACUUCUCAAAGUAUGUGAAGACUACAUGUGGAAAGCCGCUAAGAAAGAGACGGGAGUCAAGAAGCCUGUUGAGAUGGGCAAGAACAGUGGCCGCGAGUUUGUCAACUCGAUAUUUGGGCGCGACCGCGAACUUGAGAAGACGGAGAAGCUCAUGACUGGUAUGCGCCUCUGGAGCAUGCGCUUCGAUGCGAACUGCGAAGAGAUUCUUCGCCACCCCUCUGCCUAG
Periconia digitata is the source of this 1280-nucleotide messenger RNA. The record is from the annotation of a GenBank genome assembly. Lineage: Eukaryota; Fungi; Ascomycota; Dothideomycetes; Pleosporales; Periconiaceae.